CAGAUUUGGAAGGGAUUGUUCAUCACUAGAACCUGCAGCAUGACCGUAGCUUCCCUGUGUCUCUGUUUCCCUGUCUGUAGGCUUGGAGGUCAUAACCUCCUCACUUUAAGUUCUCUUUCUGUGGACAUCCCUUAGGCAGAGCCGCAGUGUGUGGCUGAGCCUGCUUUCCUGACAUCUGUCUCCAUCUGUUUCCUCUUGGGGGACCAGGGAGCCUCCUGGGAUUGCCUACAUUGGCACCUGCCUGCAGCCUGAGCUUCCCUCUCCUGCCCCCAGAGCCACCCUUUUUGAGCACCAUUCUUGCUUGUACCCUCUGGCACAGCUGGGGGAUAGACAUGUGACUCUCCUCCUGCCCCUCUUAAAUUAACUGUGACAGGAGCAGGAGAAGGUCACACUGACCAGUCACCCUCAGCAGCCUCAUGUGCAUAAGAUUGCCUGUGCAGUUGGGUCUGUACCCGAUAUGCAGGGCUGGUCUGCUUACCUCUGGUAUUAUCAGGUGCCCUCUCUAUGCCAGACUCUGUCCUAGACAUAGGCACAGGGGCAGCCAGAGAGAAAUGCCCUCAGCGUGAGGCAGAUGAGCAAUGAGGCCCUUGCAGUCUGAUCAGAUAAAGUCUGUGAUGGGGAAAUACCAGGGUUUUUGGGAGCUGUUUUACUUUGGGCUGCUAUAAUAGAAAGUCCAUAGACUGUGUUGCUUUAAAAAAAGAUUUUUCACACCUUGGGAGGUUGUGAAGUCCAAGAUCAAGGCUCUAGUCAGCCUGAUGAAGUCCGUCUUCUUGGCUUGCAGAUGGACACCUUCUUGCUGGGUCUGAGCUCACAUGUUGGAGAGGGAGACCAUCUCUUUUGUGUCACUUCUUAUAAAGGUGCUAAUAAGGUGUUAUUCAUCUCCUGAUUACCCCAAGGCCCACCUCCAAAUACCAUCACACUGGGGAUUCAGUCUCAACAUAAGAAUUUUGGUAGGAUACAAAUAUUCAGUCCAUAGCAGGAGCACAGAGAGGCAGGAGGAAGGAGUGGGGGAUUCAGGAGGCCCCUUGAAAGUUGACUUUCUGAAAGGGAAUGAGGCUGGGUUGUUCCAGCUUUGCAGAGGCCAGGAGGUGAGCGGGGACAUGGCCAUUAUGGGAACUGCCAGUUCAGCUGGAGUAUAGAGAGCAAGGUGGGGAGAGGGAAGCAGUGGCCAGGUCAGCUUCAGCUUCUUGAAUUCUGGACUUGAUCCUAAUGCCCCAAGGGGAGCUAUAGAGUGGUUCUAGGCGUGGGAGUGGCAGGUAAAUGUGUGGUUUAAGAAGGUCAUUCUGGCUGCAGGAUCAAAAAUGGCUGGGGAAAGAGGGCAGGAGCAGAGGGACAUGGGGUAGCUGCUGUGGGGACAGAGACAUGUUAAGGUUAGUGAACUUUUUAAAUUGAUAGUAACCUAAAUAAAAUGCAUAAGUAUAUAAAUCUUAAGUGUCCAUAAGAUGAAUUUUUACAAUUUUAGACAUCCAUUUAACCACCAUGCAGAUCAACACAGAACUUUUACAGGUCCCCCAGCCCUUCCUACCUCCCACCCCAGAAAAUUUCCCUCAUGACUCUCUCCAGGGUGUCCUUCUCCCUCCCCUGGGGAACCACUGCUCUGACUUAUAUCAUCACAGAGUAGUUCUGCCUUUUUUUUGAACAUUUGCAUGUAUUUCAUGUCUGGCUUCUUUCACUCAGCAUGAUGUCUGUGAGAUGCAUCUGUGUCGUGUGCAUCCAGGAGCUGGAGCUCAUUUUUUUUUUUUUUUAACAGUGUAGAAUAACACAUUCACUGAGCACUUAUCACUAAUCUAAGAACAUGUGACAUGUAUUGAUUCUUCUAAACCUCUCAACCCUAUGAGGUCUUAAGACAAAGAAUUGGAGGCACAGAGAGGUUAAGGAACUUGCCCAGGAUUACCCAGCCAAUUAAUAGUGGAGCCAGAGUUCAAAAGCAGGCAGUCUGGUUCUGGAGCCGAAGUUCUUAACACUGCCACGUGGCCUCCAUGAUACCUACUGGGCUGUCUGUCCCCAGACCCCAGAGCACCUCCGGCACCACCAUGACUGGGCUGUUGAAGAGGAAAUUCGACCAGCUGGAUGAGGACAACUCCUCGGUUUCCUCCUCCUCCUCUUCCUCUUCCUCUGGGUGCCAAUCUCGCUGCUGUUCCCCAAGCUCUUCUGUCUCCCGUGCCUGGGACUCAGAGGAGGAAGGCCCCUGGGAUCAGAUGCCCCUGCCUGACCGUGACUUCUGUGGCCCCAGAAGUUUCACCCCCCUUUCUAUCCUGAAGCGGGCUCGCCGGGAGCGCCCAGGCCGUGUAGCCUUUGAUGGGAUCACCGUCUUCUACUUCCCCCGCUGCCAGGGCUUCACCAGUGUGCCCAGCCAUGGUGGCUGUACUCUGGGUAUGGCCCCUCGCCACAGUGCCUGCCGUCGCUUCUCUUUGGCUGAGUUUGCACAGGAGCAAGCCCGUGCACGGCACGAGAAGCUCCGCCAGCGCUUGAAAGAGGAGAAGUUGGAGAUGCUGCAGUGGAAGCUUUCGGCAGCUGGGGUACCCAAGGCAGAGGCAGGGCUGCCACCUGCGGUGGAUGCCAUUGAUGACGCCUCUGUGGAGGAGGACUUGGCAGUCGCUGUGGCAGGUGGUCGGUUGGAAGAAGUGAGCUUCCUACAGCCCUACCCAGCCCGGCGACGUCGAGCUCUGCUGAGGGCUUCGGGCGUGCGAAGGAUCGAUCGGGAGGAGAAGCGGGAGCUGCAGGCACUGCGCCAAUCCCGGGAGGAUUGUGGCUGUCACUGCGACAGGAUCUGCGACCCUGAGACCUGCAGCUGCAGCCUGGCAGGCAUCAAGUGCCAGAUGGACCACACAGCAUUCCCCUGUGGCUGCUGCAGGGAGGGCUGUGAGAACCCCAUGGGCCGUGUGGAAUUUAAUCAGGCAAGAGUUCAGACCCAUUUCAUCCACACACUCACCCGCCUGCAGUUGGAACAAGAGGCUGAGAGCUUUAGGGAGCUAGAGGCCCCUGCCCAGGGCAGCCCACCCAGCCCUGGUGAGGAGGCCCUGGUCCCUACUUUCCCACUGGCCAAGCCCCCCAUGAACAAUGAGCUGGGAGACAACAGCUGCAGCAGCGAUAUGACUGAUUCUUCCACAGCAUCUUCAUCAGCAUCGGGUACUAGUGAGGCUCCUGACUGCCCCACCCACCCAGGCCUGCCUGGCCCUGGCUUCCAGCCUGGCGUUGAUGAUGACAGCCUGGCACGGAUCCUGAGUUUCAGUGACUCUGACUUUGGGGGGGAGGAGGAGGAAGAGGAGGAAGGGAGUGUGGGGAACCUGGACAACCUCAGCUGCUUCCAUCCAGCUGACAUCUUUGGUACUAGUGACCCUGGUGGCCUGGCCAGCUGGACCCACAGCUAUUUUGGCUGUAGCUUCACAUCAGGCAUCCUGGAUGAGAAUGCCAACCUGGAUGCCAGCUGCUUCCUAAAUGGUGGCCUUGAAGGGUCAAGAGAAGGCAGCCUUCCUGGCACCUCAGUGCCACCCAGCAUGGACGCCGGCCAGAGUAGCUCAGUGGAUCUCAGCUUGUCGUCUUGUGACUCCUUUGAGUUACUCCAGGCUCUGCCAGAUUAUAGUCUGGGGCCUCACUACACAUCACAGAAGGUGUCUGACAGCCUGGACAACAUUGAGGCACCUCACUUCCCCCUGCCUGGCCUCUCUCCACCUGGGGAUGCCAGCAGUUGCUUCCUGGAGUCCCUCAUGGGCUUCUCCGAGCCAGCCGCCGAAGCCCUAGAUCCCUUUAUUGACAGCCAGUUUGAGGACACUGUCCCAGCAUCUCUAAUGGAGCCUGUGCCGGUGUGAGGACCAGGAUGCCUUUUCCCAGCCUCAAGAGACCUGUUGCUGCUUUCUUGUAAUUGUGGGGCUCCCCAGAGUCUGCGUAACAGUCUCCCACUGGCUGGCUCACCCACAGGUGCCAUGGGCACACUCCUGGUUUUCAUACAAUUCUCUGGAUUUAUUUAUUUUGUUUUAACUUUUCUGUGCUGAAGAGAGGAUUAGGGGGAGGGGGCUUCCCCUUUCAGCUGCCCGGCCCCCCACACCCACAGCUUGCUCUUCUGUCUCCACAACGUGAGCCUGGAAGAGGAGAAAAUGUGGCUCCUCUGGAGCUUGGCAGACCACUUUUCGGUCUUUGUGUGAUGUUCCUUAGCCCAAAGACGGUGAGACAGGGCUGAAAUCAAGUAGCUUCUGCCACCCUGAGCCCUAGACCCAUGGGUGGCUAAAUCCACUGGACUGUGAAGACUAUAAUUUAUUUCCAUAAUUUAUUUGGAGAUCGAGGAGGCUUUGGUUGCACCUCUCUGGCUGGUGGGUAAUGCCAUGGGUGGGGUGGGCACAGGCCCUCAAGAGCCCCAUUUGCCUUGUAGUCCUACACCUUGCCCUGCCUGGGCUUUGGUGCAGACUAGGUGUGGAUUUGAGCUCUAUGAUCUAUGUCUGCUGCCUGGCUCCUAGAUGGCUCUGCGGGCAGGUGCUGGCCAAGGACAUCAUCUAGGCAGGGGGAGAGGCUGGGCUAAACAGCUGUGACCAAAACUCCCUUCUGCCCCACCCUGCCCCCUCCACUUCCUGCCCUCUGUUCCAUCUUCCCCCUCCCCAAAGGCCACAGCCUUUAUUCCAGGCCCAGGGAUGUAGGAGGGGGAAGGAGGAAACAGGAAGCCCAGAGAGGGCAAAGGGCCUACCUCGGGGCGCGAACCGUGCCCCAGACUAUUAUCUCAGGGCUUUCUGGGCACUGCACUUCAGCCUGGCCCACCUGCCCAUGCCCUGAGGCCAGUUGGCGAGGGGUGGCUCCUGAGGGUUUUUGUACCCUUUGUUUGCUAAUGUUUAAUUUUGCAUCAUAAUUUCUACAUUGUCCCUGAGUGUCAGAACUAUAAUUUAUUCCAUUUCUCUCUGUGUCUGUGCCAAGAAACGCAGGCUCUGGGCCUGCCCCCUUGCCCAGGAGGCCUUGCCAGCCUGUGUGCUUGUGGGAACACCUUGUACCUGAGCUUACAGGUACCAAUAAAGAGGCUUUAUUUUUAA
Messenger RNA from Symphalangus syndactylus (siamang), 5012 nucleotides. It is a transcript of the gene CSRNP1, whose product is annotated as cysteine and serine rich nuclear protein 1. Gene Ontology annotation, biological process: regulation of transcription by RNA polymerase II. The record is from RefSeq and is a predicted model, not a curated record. NCBI's taxonomy places the organism in Eukaryota, Metazoa, Chordata, Mammalia, Primates, Hylobatidae. Gene Ontology annotation, cellular component: nucleus. Gene Ontology annotation, molecular function: sequence-specific DNA binding; DNA-binding transcription factor activity, RNA polymerase II-specific.